UAAUUUGAGCGAGCGUUAUCUCCUUCGACCAACCUUGGUCCCAAUCCUAUAAAUACCCUUUGCCUCUUACAACACACAUUCUCCUAUCCCUAUCCAUUUUCCAUCCACUCUAUUUACUCAUCUUCAAAACAAAAACCUUCAUUAUUCUACUUCUGAAUCUGCAAAAUAAUUCUUUUUCCUUUGGUAUAAAGUUGAAGAAAAUGGAAGUUAAGGGUGGCUGAGUCUUGGCAAGUUCUAUGGCAUAUAUUGAUAUCCGGGUAAUGUGUGAGGGAGGAUACAUCUUUGGCAGCUCAAGAAAUAAUCGACAAAAAACUGAAAAGAAUCACUGUAAGAGAAAAACCCCUGUUAUGGAAUCUAAAUCAGACUGGACAAAGCAUAAAAAAUCAUCCGCUUAUACUGCUCAAGUGAUUCGUUCUGCCACAUCUUUUAUGCCUUGGUCUUGUAGAAUCCCAAUCGGUGAAGGAUUUUACGAAUUUCUUUAGAUUCUCAGUAAAACAUUUUGUGCAUUAUUUGGUUAAUUGGUAACAACAAAAUUCUCUAUAUUCUUGUGCUACAUUGCUGAUUUCAUAAGUGUCUGGUUUUGUUGUUGGAAAGAAGAAAUUUAUAAAUUCAAACAUGUGUUUCACCAAUUUGGUCAAUCAAGAUAAAACAACUCAUACGCGAAGCAAAAGCAAUCAUUGUUUAACCAUUGAGGCUCUGGAUAAAGAUGAUAGCCCUAUUCUACCUGGGCUUCCUGAUGAUGUUGCAAAGUAUUGUCUUGCACUUGUUCCCCGUUCCAACUUCCCAGCUAUGGGUGGUGUCAGCAAGAAAUGGAGGUUGUUUAUUCGGAGCAAAGAAUUUGUGAUGGUGCGAAAAUUGGCAGGGUUGCUUGAGGAAUGGCUCUAUUGCUUAACGUUGGACAGUGAAGGGAGGGAAAGCCAUUGGGAGGUCAUGGAUAGUCUCGGUCGCAAAUGUCGAUCCCUUCCACCAAUGCCUGGUCCAGCAAAGGCUUCGUUCGGGGUUGUGGUUCUUAACGGAAAGCUUCUUAUCAUGGCUGGCUAUUCAGCUAUUGAAGGAACUGUUGUUGCCUCAGAUGAGGUUUACCAAUAUGAUUCUUACCUUAACAGUUGGAGCAGAUUAUCAAACAUGAAUGUGGCUCGUUAUGACUUCGCUUGUGCCGAAGUGGACGGCUUGGUUUAUAUUGUUGGAGGCUAUGGGGUGAAUGGCGACAAUCUCUCUAGUGUUGAGAUGUACGAUCCAGAUACUGACAAGUGGACACUGAUAGAGAGCCUUCGUCGCCCAAGGUGGGGUUGCUUUGCUUGUGGAUUUGAGGAUAAGCUCUAUGUCAUGGGUGGAAGGUCAAGCUUCACUAUUGGAAACUCCAAGUUUGUUGAUAUAUAUAACCCCGAGAAGCACAGCUGGUGCGAGAUUAAGAAUGGCUGUGUUAUGGUCACAGCUCAUGCAGUAUUGGAAAAGAAGUUGUUUUGCAUUGAGUGGAAAAAUCAGCGGAAGCUGGCAAUAUUCAGUCCUGAAAACAACUCAUGGACAAUGGUACCCGUCCCAUUGACAGGGAGCUCAAGUGUUGGUUUUCGAUUCGGGAUACUGGACGGAAAGCUGUUGCUAUUUCCGGUUGAGAAAGAACCUACUAAUCAAACAUUGUCAUAUGAUCCAAACGCGGCUUCGGGGUCAGAGUGGCAAACUUCAGACAUAAGGCCAUCUGGUUUAUGCUUGUGCAGUGUAACAAUGAAGGCAUGAAACUUCUAUAGUUAUGGAGUUUUCUGCAUUUUAACUGAAGUUUAAAAUGGUACUGAGCUGGGGUGGCUUUCAUUAUGUGAUCAGAUUUUAAUCUGGUGCUUUUGCUUCGAGUUUUGACUGUUGUUGUAUUUUUAAUUUAUAAUUGUAAUCUUGUUAUCAUGCAUGAUGCAUGCUAUUUAUGUCUUUAUGGCAUAAAGGGGGUCAAUACCCUUUGUUGUUUUGUAAUAUCAACUUUGUAGAAUCUCUAUUUCAAUUUAUGGUGGAUGAAUUUUUGUUUA
Medicago truncatula (barrel medic) is the source of this 2012-nucleotide messenger RNA. RefSeq names its product F-box/kelch-repeat protein At1g67480. The coding region runs from base 616 to 1734 and encodes 372 amino acids. Gene Ontology annotation, molecular function: protein binding. The transcript has 4 exons. The record is from RefSeq and is a predicted model, not a curated record. NCBI's taxonomy places the organism in Eukaryota, Viridiplantae, Streptophyta, Magnoliopsida, Fabales, Fabaceae.